CAUCGUUCCCAUCUCUUCUCCGCACCAAGCCGCUGCCCGCCACCAUGCCUGGCCCCGCGAACGAAGCCCCCACCAGCGUCGAAGCCCUCUUCUACCAGUAUGUCUUCCCAAGACUCCCCACAGACGCCCAAACCCUCUUCCGAGAGCCCCCCACCAUCUCAAACCCCUCGUCCUUCCUCCCCCUCUUCCGCCUCCUCGCUCCGUACAUCGGCUACUUUGUCACACUCGUCGCCUUCAUCAUCGUAUGGACAGCCCUCUCCAGUAUAGUGGGCUACAUGUCCCGCAUAUUCCGCUUCUCCUUGCGAUUGAUUCCAGUGAUCGCAAUCGCGGCCUGGGUGAUGGCUAGCUCGGAACAGGGGACGUUAGAGGAGCUUUUGGAGCUGAUGAAGCAAUGGGCUGGGAUGGCACCCACAGACGGGCGACGCGAAGCCAGUCCAGGCGUUGCUUCACUCGUCAAUUUGCUGAGCGCUCCCAAGGAUGGAAAUCCCUCCCGUCAACCAAGGCGAAACCCCAGCCGUCAAGGAAGAGCGCGGUCGCGAUCUCCCCCCUACUCUUCCCGAGGAAAGCCCGACCCUGUUGCUGCCCGCGCCGAUAACAAAGGUGCCGAGAAAGGGCAAGCGGGGGGACUUGACUUCAUCUCGUCCGUGUUGAGUUCCGCCGUGGGUAGCAAAAAUGCCGAUGACAGUGCCAACGAAUGGCAGAGAAUGCUUCAGGAUUAUGUGAGGCAGUCUGUCUUGAAAGCAUCCGGUGUGGAUUGGCUUUUUGGCAGACAGGAAAAAGAUGAGAAGAAGGCGCGGAGAUGGUGGUAAUCUUAAAGCUGUACGCGCCCAUGGCAGCGUGUAGUAUAGAGAGCUAGUCAAAACACCAGUUGGCCGAACUUCGCAAGCCCCAGCAGUCACAGUAAUAUCCAUAUAGACUCAUUUCUGUAAUAUUAGUCGCCAGUAGAUCCUUGAAUGUUGUUGAUCAGUGCCAUGUAUGUGUCUCAGCCUGCCUCGUCACCAAUGAAUACAGAAAUUGCAAUUGAAAGAUCAGGCGGGAAGAUCAGGCGGAAAACGGACACUGC
Messenger RNA from Cryptococcus amylolentus CBS 6039, 1063 nucleotides. RefSeq lists its product as hypothetical. The transcript is spliced from 2 exons. Lineage: Eukaryota; Fungi; Basidiomycota; Tremellomycetes; Tremellales; Cryptococcaceae. The coding region runs from base 45 to 809 and encodes 254 amino acids. The record is from RefSeq and is a predicted model, not a curated record.